AUGCACAUCACCUGCAUCACUUUAAUACAUCAUGUUUUGGAAUAUGUUUCAUACAGAUGUCAUUUUAAAAUUGUCAAUCAUUCUACAGAUGUGAGCCUGAACUUCAGUGCCAUCCUUCCUGUCAUCUUUGGCAUCAUCUACGUUCUGGGUAUCAUCGGAAACUGUAUAGUCAUCUACACCAUCCUGAAGAAGACCAAGUGCCGUGCCAAGCAAACAGUUCCGGACAUCUACUUCUUAAAUUUGUCAAUUGUUGAUCUCCUCUUUCUUCUUGGAAUGCCAUUCCUCAUCCACCAGUUGCUUGGCAACGGGACCUGGCACUUUGGAUCCGCCAUGUGCACGGCCAUUACUGCGCUGGACUCCAACAGUCAGAUCGUUAGUACUUACAUCCUUACAGCAAUGACCUUUGAUCGCUACUUGGCCACCGUUCACCCGAUUCGUUUUAACCAUAUCCGCACACCCUGCACGGCUGUGCUGGUCAUUGGGGUGGUGUGGACUCUGUCCCUGCUCACCAUCAUCCCUGUGUGGAUGUACACAGGCUUGAUGCCCUUGACAGAUGGCCUGGUGGCCUGUGCUCUCCUGCUGCCUGACCCUGUCACUGACACAUACUGGUUUACACUGUACCAGUUCUUUUUGGCCUUUGCUAUACCCUUGGCCAUCAUCUGCUUGGUGUUCUUCAAGAUUCUCCAAAACAUGGCCACCAGUGUUGCACCACUCCCUCCCCGGAGUUUGAUGAUUCGCACCAGGAAAGUGACCCGCAUGGCUGUGGCCAUCUGCCUUGCAUUUUUCAUCUGCUGGGCCCCCUACUAUAUCCUGCAGCUGGUUCACUUGGGGGUGCAGAAGCCAAGCUUAGCGUUUUCUUAUGCCUACAACAUAGCCAUUAGCAUGGGAUAUGCUAACAGUUGCAUCAACCCAUUUCUGUACAUUGCCCUCACCUUCAAGAGGCAUUUCCUCAGAGCGAUACAUCACAUCAAUAGGAAGUUCCGCAUAAAACCAAGCACCAUAGAUGAUGCCAGUGUCAAUGAGAGAAUGAAUCCAAAAAGGGCUGAGCAGCAGCGAGCCUCCACGAUCAUGAUUGUGCCCCGCCAACUCCCACGUUGAAUGAAGAACAAGAAAGACAUCAAGGUCCCUCAUAAUCCAUUUUCCACUGACA
Thalassophryne amazonica is the source of this 1150-nucleotide messenger RNA. It is a transcript of the gene mchr1a, whose product is annotated as melanin-concentrating hormone receptor 1a. The record is from RefSeq and is a predicted model, not a curated record. The transcript is spliced from 2 exons. Gene Ontology annotation, molecular function: melanin-concentrating hormone receptor activity; neuropeptide binding. The coding region runs from base 1 to 1098 and encodes 365 amino acids. Gene Ontology annotation, biological process: neuropeptide signaling pathway. Gene Ontology annotation, cellular component: neuron projection; membrane. Lineage: Eukaryota; Metazoa; Chordata; Actinopteri; Batrachoidiformes; Batrachoididae.